This is a messenger RNA of Ophidiomyces ophidiicola, 639 nucleotides long. RefSeq lists its product as uncharacterized. Lineage: Eukaryota; Fungi; Ascomycota; Eurotiomycetes; Onygenales; Onygenaceae. The transcript is spliced from 4 exons. The coding region runs from base 1 to 639 and encodes 212 amino acids. The record is from RefSeq and is a predicted model, not a curated record.
AUGGCAACGUCAAAAGCUACCCGGAUCAAGAACCCUGCUCUUUUCAUCUGUGAUAUCCAAGAGCGUUUUAGACCGAUCAUUUACGAGUUUCCAAAGAUGGUCUCAACCUCCCUCAAGAUCCUCCGUGCUUGCAAACCCCUUGGGAUUCCUAUCUACGUGACCACCCAAAAUCGCGCCCGCCUUGGUAAUACGGUUUCCGAAUUUGCCCCGUACCUGGAUUCUUCCAAUCCAAAUCUUCGGGCAGAUUUCGACAAAACACUAUUUUCAAUGGUUAUUCCUGAAAUUAAAGCUCUUCUGCCCAACACUGCCGCUACUGGUGGUAACCAAGAGCCCCUCGACGUCAUUUUGAUUGGAAUUGAAUCCCACGUCUGCGUAACACAGACAGCUUUGGAUCUGCUAGCGCUUGGGCAUAGAGUGUACUUGAUCUGGGACGCGGUGAGCAGCUGUAAUGCUGAAGAGAGAAAUGUCGCAUCAGCAAGACUCAGAGAUGCAGGUGUGAUUGUGACCACAAGUGAAAGCAUAUUGUUUGAAGUCAUGGGGGAUGCCAAAGUACCCGGGUUCAAGGAGGUGAGUGGGUUGGUGAAGGAGACAGGGGAGGAAACAAAGAAUGCCUUGGGGGUAUUUUGUGCAAAGAUUUAA